Molecule: messenger RNA, 3174 nt
Organism: Anguilla anguilla (European eel)
Lineage: Eukaryota; Metazoa; Chordata; Actinopteri; Anguilliformes; Anguillidae
Product: Krueppel-like factor 13
Exons: 2
Coding region: 360-1094 (244 amino acids)
Biological process (GO): regulation of transcription by RNA polymerase II
Molecular function (GO): RNA polymerase II cis-regulatory region sequence-specific DNA binding; DNA-binding transcription factor activity, RNA polymerase II-specific
Source: RefSeq, a predicted model, not a curated record
UAAUAAGAGAACAGUAUACUGUCACUAUGCAGGGAAGAGGAUAGAAGCAACGAUGGGAGUUUUAUUUUUAAUGAUUGUUAAUUUUACUGGCGUUUUAUCAUAAUCAAAGCUUAUGUAGUGCGAGGGAACGUGUUGUCUAAUGUAUUUGCGUUUCGAUUCAAAUGGUUUUGCGACCAGGAUGUUAUUUUCGCUGAAAAGCCGGUAAGCUCAUAAAGUGAGUUUUCUCUAAUGUGACAUCCAGCUACCUCCACAUCAGCAUCAUAAAAAAGGGAGAGCCACGGGGGAUCGGGAUUUUUUUUAAACCGAGCAGUCAUUUUUUGAAUGUCACGAAGAAACGCAGGGGCAAUCUCUUUAACGAAAUGGAUCACUUUGCUGCAGAGUGCCUUGUGUCAAUGUCCAGUCGUGCCAUUGUCCACGAUCCCAAAGGGAACCGAGAGAUUAAACCAGAAACUGCGUCUGCCCCGCGAAACGGAGAGGAGACUAAAGAGACUCUGGUGAAAGACAAUCCCUCUAUUUUCGUCGUGGCCAGAAUUUUAGCCGAUUUCAACCAGCAAAACCCUACCAGUUUUGCCAACCAGGCAGAGGAGAAUAAACCACCGACCCCUUCAAGAGAGGACGGAAACUCUGCCACACCUACCACCGUCAACGUCGAAGCGGGUCCCAAACAAAGAGGCAAACGUGUGAGGGGUCGAAUUGAACACGAAUCUCCCCAGAAAAAGCACAAAUGCCACUAUUCAGGUUGCGAAAAAGUUUAUGGCAAAUCGUCCCAUCUCAAAGCCCAUCUAAGGACACACACAGGCGAGCGUCCCUUCCCCUGCACCUGGCCCGACUGCAACAAGAAGUUUGCGCGCUCGGACGAGCUGGCCCGCCACUACCGCACCCACACCGGGGAGAAGAAGUUCGGCUGCCCGCUCUGCGACAAGCGCUUCAUGCGCAGCGACCACCUGACCAAGCACGCCCGCCGCCACUCCGACUUCCAGCCCGGCAUGCUGAAGCGGCCCCACGGCGGCGCGGGCACGCGCACCGGCUCCCUCAGCGACUACAGCCGCUCCGACGCCUCCAGCCCCGCCCUCAGCCCCGCCAGCUCGCCUUAAGCCCCGCCCCGCCCCGCCCCGGCCUCUCCUCCCGACUCUUGUGUUGCACAGUUCUCCACGCCCCUUCUAGCUCCUCCCCUGCUUGCUGUACUGUACUGAACUGUACAUACAUACGUAUUGUAGUGCAAUCUCUUGUGCAACUCUGAAUACGAAAAAACAAGCCUUUCACAAAUGGCAAUAUUUGCAUAGUGUACAAUAUGUCUGUAAUUUUUAUAUAGCUUCUGGCUGACUACCUGGUUGUCCAUUGCAUUUUUAUUUAAUUUUCCUUUCUGUCAUUUAAACAACCCAGAUCAGAAAAAAAAAUUGCAGGUAUGCAAGUGAUAUUAUUCUUCACCUUUAUUUAAAAUGAAACGGGGGAUGGGGGGUUCUCAUCCACACCUCAGGAUCUCAGUACAGUUGUUUUCUUAACUACUUAACUUGACUGCACAAUACAAACAUCACUUUACUCUGAAAUUCAACGCAGUUGAAUUUUGCACCCUGCUCAGGGAUGGCCUCCUUAGCUUGAAAGAAUGAACACAACGAAGACAUACAGCCUUACAUUCGAACAGGAUUUGCACUCUGCAUUUAUUUUGUUAGUUUUCAUAUCGGGGGAGGGAAACUAGCACUGGAUGAACGUUCAUUUAAAACCAUGGUUUUAUGUUUUUUUAUUUACUUUUUUCCCUGCUCCACUCUAGGAUGUAAGUCAGACUAAGACCACUCUUUGAAUGUUUAUUUGACUGGAAAUAACACGCAGGAACAUCCACGCCUGUCGUCGUUUGCUUUUCAUUUCAACAAAAUGGUAAACCAGACAAAAUUUUGACAACUUUUGAAAGCACAUUUCAGCGAGCACAGCUUCCACUCAGAAGUGCUUUAGCGUUUCAAAGGAAACGGGGUCCUUCCUGACUCCGCCAUGCCCUGCGCUUUUAGGGAGGGUGCGUGUGCCCAGUGCUGCGCUGAGGCCGGGCCUGAGCUGGGCCGGGGCGCCUGCUGCUGUCCCGGCUCAGUGAAACCCGCCGCGUGCACCGCAGUCGCCCCAGUUACGCGCCUAUCUGCGCGGGGCAGGGCUGCGGGUCUGAGACGGGCGGACCCAGAUAAAAGGGCCCUGCUUUAUCGGGGUCGCCCGAUCCCAUGGAAACGCCGUGGGACACGCCCCUUGUCUGUAACAGACAAAAGGAAAGCGCAAGCCCCACCCGGUCGGGACUGGGAUUGGGGUUGGGGCACACAGCGGACCUCCCGGAGUGGGGGUCCCCCCUGCGCGGGAUGCUGGUAUUCACCCCUGCUGUUGUUCGGUGAGAAAAAAAAACCAAAACAUGCUCCUCGUCCGUCAAGUAGCACGUUCCCCACCGAGCAGAGCUUCACAACCACUGUCAGCUGGUCCAAUAUGUGGUGCAGCACCUCCUACUGUUACCCAGGCAAUAUCAGGGGAGGCGCCUCCCAUAUUUGGUGUGAUUGAUGUUGUCCAUGUUGGUUGAAUGGUUGAUAGCGGUUACCGCAGCGCCAUGGUACCUCCUUGACGGAUGGACAGGGGGCCGUCUGUCUCCUGUUUAUUGGGGAGGCCCUCGUAAAACUUUAAUCGCGCCGCGGAAUACAUUAGACAACCACUUUCAGACUCCUUCCUCUCUACAAACGGGGUUCAUACCACCCUAGCAAAAAGCUUUUGCUCUCAAACAAACCUCAUCCAACUGGAUUAAAAAAGGGAAAUGCGGGCGAAGUUUACAUUCGCUGCGUGCGGAAAAUGGCGGUCCUCUCCACAGACCCAGGCCUGGCUAGCUCAAGGCCCUUCAGGAAAAAAGCUGAACAGAUUAAGCACUGGCUUUGAGACAUGAGACACCAAUGCCGUCAAAAUGUAAAAAUAAAAAAUAAAAAAUGAAUGUCUGUCCUCAAGCCUGUGCCCGUCUCGCCUGCUUUUGGGUCUCCCGGCGGGUCCCCGGGUUCGAGAGCCGCUCUCUGCACCCUGCCCCUGCAGAGGAACAUCCCGCGCUGGGACUGGAGCCCAGCUGCAGUGGGAGGGGGGCAUUAUUCGGGGGGGGUGGGGGGAGAAGGAAGCAGGUGUACUUCUGUGAAUGGCCAGCCUUGUCUCCCCCAAACCCCCUCCCGACCC